Molecule: messenger RNA, 449 nt
Organism: Cinara cedri
Lineage: Eukaryota; Metazoa; Arthropoda; Insecta; Hemiptera; Aphididae
Source: the annotation of a GenBank genome assembly
AUGAAAAAUCCUGGAAUUCAUUAUUCCCCCACGCUCUGUAGUUUUGGUGACCACAUUGAUUCAAUUGUGGGUAAACCUCUGAAAGUUAAUGUUUUUAUAAAACGUAAUGCUAAACAUUUUUCUAUUUCUCUUUUGAUAAUGGCCUUUAAUCUUUAUAUUUCUCUCCGCAGGUUCGGUCACUGCUCAAUUACGGUUCUGUUAUCUGGCACCCGUAUUUGGCAAGAGAUCAACUAAGGCUGGAGCGCGUGCAAAAUAAAUUUCUAGCGUAUGCUGCUCUCGUUCUCAAAUUACCUGAUCCAUGCCAUGAUUACACUUAUUUACGUAAAGUUUUGACCGGUCAAUCACUCCAAUUUCGCCGUUCCAACGUCAACCAAAAUGUUAUCGUUGCUUUAAUCGAUGGGUUACUGGACGCACCCGAAAGAUAUCUUCUUCAGAGUACCUUAUCAUAA